Molecule: messenger RNA, 867 nt
Organism: Alternaria alternata
Lineage: Eukaryota; Fungi; Ascomycota; Dothideomycetes; Pleosporales; Pleosporaceae
Exons: 2
Coding region: 1-867 (288 amino acids)
Source: RefSeq, a predicted model, not a curated record
AUGAUGCCACUUCACAUCAAGAGCAUCACUCUUGAUGCCUUUAGAGAUGUUUUGUCGCGAUACCCUGCAAUGGUGCCCGAGAAGCUACGCGACCUAGACGCGCAACGCUACGACAUCAUUCCUGCAGCGGUAGCUGCAAUGGAAGAAAGCGAGAAACACUUGACCAAGGACCAAGUUGAAAAAAUCGUGGAAUGGAAGCUGAAACACGGAACGUUUCGUCCCGCCUUGUUAGGCCUGGUUCAAAGCAACGAGCCCGAGGCGAUUGAGGAGACGACCAAACGGGCCUAUGCAGCAUUAUCGAAGGGCAGAUCAGCUCAUCCUGACGCCAUUCCCGCGCUGAAGAUUCUUGUGAAGCUGAGAGGUGUAGGACCAGCAACUGCAUCCCUGCUUCUCUCGGUACUUCAACCUGUGGAGAUACCAUUCUUUUCAGAUGAGCUCUUCAGAUGGUGCAUGUGGGACGAGCAAGUGGUAAACGGAAAGGAAGGGAAGGGUUGGCAAAGGAAGAUCAAGUACAAUCUCAAAGAAUACGAGAUGCUGCUCGAGCGCGUGGAUGUGCUGAGACUAACACUGCGUAAAGGGCUUGGAAGAAAAGAUACUAUGGCGGGGGCAACGGAUAUCGAGAGAGUAGCUUGGGUCUUAGGAAAAGAAGGUGUAGAUGUCACACUGCAGGAAGAGGAAAGCAGGGAUGCUACAAUAGAAGCGGGUGAGAAGGAGAAGGAGCAGGAGCAAGAUGACAAGAAGGAAGGAGAGCAUGACGAUGAGGAAAGAGCAGAGAAAUCUGCGGCAAACAAGGGCACCAAGCGCAAGGCGUCUGACGCAAAACAGCCUACUGAAGGUACUCGCAAAAGUACACGGACGAGAAAGUAG